Messenger RNA from Abrus precatorius (Indian licorice), 1345 nucleotides. Its product is annotated as HD domain-containing protein 2-like. The record is from RefSeq and is a predicted model, not a curated record. Lineage: Eukaryota; Viridiplantae; Streptophyta; Magnoliopsida; Fabales; Fabaceae. The transcript is spliced from 8 exons. Gene Ontology annotation, cellular component: cytoplasm. Gene Ontology annotation, molecular function: 5'-deoxynucleotidase activity. Bases 31 to 873 code for a protein of 280 amino acids.
CAGUAUUGGUACCUUUCCGCUCAUGAAAAUAUGCUCCUCGGCGUUACCUCCCACUAUUCCCAGUUCCAACUUCCACGGAAUCUAGAGAGAAGUGAAUCCAAAGAAUUAGUGAGUGGGAUGCGAUUCACUCUACUUUUGCAUCCGCUUCUUCCUUUUCCUUUUACCGCCAUCCCUAAAUUCAAAUCCGUUGCACCAUCCACACCGCCUUUCGCUAGGGUUUAUCGCAUGGCCACUGCACCUUCAUCCUUGCCGUCGUCCGCUAUCACCACCGCCGCCAACGCCCUUCCUCCAACUACUUCUUCGGCGGUUCACGAGGCUGCUCCUUCUGCUUCCUCUGCCAUCGAUUUCCUCUCCAUAUGUCACCGCCUCAAGACAACAAAAAGAACAGGUUGGGUACGACGAGAUGUUAAGAAUCCAGAAUCUAUUGCCGAUCAUAUGUAUCGAAUGGGUUUGAUGGCUCUGAUUGCAUCAGAUGUCCCUGGUGUAGACCGAAACAAGUGCAUAAAAAUGGCUAUUGUUCAUGACAUUGCAGAAGCAAUUGUUGGAGACAUAACACCAAUGGAUGGAAUUUCAAAAACAGAAAAGAGUCAACGAGAACAAGCAGCACUAGAUCAUAUGUGCAAAAUACUUGGAGGAGGAUCUACAGCAAAGGAAAUAGCUGAGUUGUGGAUGGAGUAUGAAACAAAUUCUUCUCCAGAAGCUAAAUUUGUCAAGGACCUUGACAAGGUGGAGAUGAUACUCCAAGCUUUGGAAUAUGAAGAUGAGCAAGGGAAGGAUUUGGAUGAAUUUUUCCAGUCAACUGCUGGGAAGUUCCAAACUGAAACUGGCAAAGCUUGGGCAUCAGAAAUUGUGUCGAGAAGGAAGAAUAAAUAAUCCCCAGGUAUGGAAAGGCCUGGAGGGGAUUUUAUUUGGUUUGAUAUUGGUCUUCCUUUUAACUUUGUUCUUUUGGUAGUUGUAGAAUGAAUGAGAAUCUUAGGUGGUAGAGGUAUAAUAACAGCGGCAAGUGUACGGACCACCUAAAAACGGAAUGGUAGCUGUGCACGAAGCAGCAUAUAGGGCACGAUUUACCCAGGAUAUAUAAUAUCAUCUAUCCAUAUAAUCAAAUUUGUUCAACUAUGUCUCACUUUCGUCAUUUCUCAUUAAAAUAAGUGGACGGAAACUAUAGAACUUGUUUUAUUGGUCCAGAAACUAUUAGACUUUAAAGAGAUGGAUCCAUAUGGGUAGAUUUUACUGGCAAUGGGGAAGUUUGAAACUCGUGAGAAGUAUCUUGUGGCAAGAGUCAAACCAGAUGGUACAGUGGUGACAUUUUAUGGUUUGUUAAUUAAUGAAUAUGCAAAUCCAAUUU